AUGAAUUCGAUGACUGUUGAAACAUGGGCUAAAAUAUGCCAAGAUUUUACAGAAAACAGUGAAACUGGAGCUGCGAGUAUCCAACAGUUCAUAGAAGAUAAGAAUUUCUAUAAGUUUUCAUAUGAUUUAUUAACAAAAGAAUUGGAAGAACAUCAGUUAGUUAUUUUAUUACAAGCCAUUCAAGCCAAGAUACAAAAAGGAUGGGAUCCAAAUGAUGCUGCAUCGAAAACAUUCAAAAACAACUUUUUCAAUUUUUGUAUAAAUAAUUUAAACCAAACAACAGACAUUUUAUCACUUACAUCUGAUAUACUAGGGAAUAUAGCCCUAAUAGAAUGGCCAAAUACAUGGAACGACUUCAUUUCGAAACUUAGAGAUUUUGAAAUUUCUCCAGAUGAAGUUCAUCGUAUUAGAUUUGCCAUGUACGAACUUAAAACACUUUCUAUUGCACUUUAUAAUCGUUCUCAUGACGAAAACUACAGAAAUUUUAUUACUAUUCAACAAAUUGCCGAAAUAAACGCCAACAGUAAGAUAUAUGAAGAUUACCUUAUAUUCAUACUUAGACAGCAACUUAAUGAAGACACAUUUGAAAUUUUCGUUGAAACUUUCGAUUUUAUUUCAAAAAUUUGCAAAAUUACAGAUAUUCCAAUUGAUAUCGACUCUCUUACAGACUAUCUCAGUCAGAACUAUCAAUAUUUACUUGGUCCUCUCACCAGAUGCUUAUUAUCUUUGUUAAUUUACAAUACAAAUCCAAGUUCAAAAGAUAUAGAGCUAUUUCAUUCGAUUUGCCAGUAUUUACCAGAUAACAACAGUGAACCACAAGAUCUUCUUCAAGACAGAAACUUUUAUGAGAUAUAUACAAAUUUAAUUCCACUUUUUUUCUCAAGAAUCACUGAUUUUCAGACCUCCUUUUAUGAUUUCAAAGCAACAUUAACAUUUGUUAUCCAGAAGAUGUCUACUUUGUUUUCCUUCGUUUCUCAAGCCUUUUUAGAAGACAAUUCUUUACAAGAAAUUUAUUUAGUUUUUCUGAAAUUCUUUGACAGAUUAAUAAUGAAUGUAAUUAUUAAAUUAGGCAAUACAGAGAAACCCACUAUCUAUGAGAUCAUUCAUGAUUUAAUUCCAAGUCUCAUUGACUCUGUUUCUCAUGGAGUUUCUUCUCCUUUUAGCAUUGACGAAGAAAAAAACAUUUCUUUCGCAUCAGAUGACAAAAAUUCUUUGUUUUGUCAACACGAGAAUAUUAUUAGUAAUUUGUUUAGAUUGGCUGAUGAACUUGUUGUUGAUUUCGUUAGACAUUUGUAUGUAGAAAUAACAGAAGGGGAAAAAUCUCCGGAAGAAAACAUCAAAACUUUGAUUUCUUUAAUUUCUAUUUGUUCAAUUUUAGGAAAAAAUGACAAGGCAAAUUUAUUAAAAUCUGUGAAUCAAAUUAUAGAUAAUACUAUGGAUUUAUUCCUUUCUCUUUUAGAUAGUGAAGAUCCUCAGAUUUGUGCUUUAAGUGGUUUUUACUUCUCCCAAAUUUUUGACCGUUUAAGAGAUGCACAUUACAGGCAUUUAUUACGUGGCAUAAUUUUUAAAUUUUUUGAAUGGUUCAACAGAGAAGAUGAAAUAUUAAAUGCUGUUGCAGCGGAAUGCCUUAAUAAGAUUUGUUAUUUCCUGCCAUAUGUGAAAUCAAUAUCAACUACUUAUCCGAUAUUUGCUAAUACUAUUAAAAUUGAAGAAAAGCCUGAUGAACCAAUCCCUCCAAUUCUUCCUGAUUUACCUGAAAAAUUUUUCGAAAUUUGGGAUAAAAAUUUACAAAAUUGUCACUUUUCUUUAGUCAAAUUUGCAUGUUCUAUUUAUUUGAUGAUGACAUCUCAAGUAAGCUCAAAUAGAUCUUAUGGUGUUGAAAUGGACACUCCAGAAUAUUAUGAAGAAAUAAAACAAACAAAAGAAAAUUUGUUUGGAAGAAUUUAUUCAAAUAUUCAAACAAAUAUAAUUGAUUCUUUUAACCAAUUAAAUUACGAGAAUCCAGAAACAAUGCAGUCUUUCAUUCAUGCAUGCGAUAUAUUCCUUUGUUAUGAAGUUCUUGUUAAUCCAAAAUCAGAAGUUGAAGACAUAAGAGAAGAUGACAGCAAAAUGAUUCAAAUUUUGAAACAAACUUUUGAAAAAUAUGAUGAUAGAUUUCCAAUUGAUACUCUUAACCCAUUGGUUAAAUAUUUGUUUGAAUUCAUUAUUCCUUCUAUUUCUACUUUGUUCCAAACUUUUUCUUCGUAUUUACAACAAGAACAAAAAGAUGAAAAUAUGGUGUCACUUUUUAAGAAAAUGAUUGAAAAAAGUAUCAGAGUUUUAGACCUGAUUUUGAAGACAUUCGAACCAAGAACUACAAUGGAACAUCUUGGAAAUGAUUUCCUGCCAAAUAUAUUCAACAUUUUCGCAGAAGUUAAUCCACAAUGUUUUGUUCCUUUUGUUUUUACUUUUCUAAGAAAUAUUGUUUAUUACGCGAAAUACACAAACCAAGAAAUAUGGAAUGUUAAUGAAAAUAGUGAAUCCAUGUAUUUCAAUAUCAUUAACUUCGCAAUUACUCAAAAUGUGGAUAUUUCUUGCCGUCCGGAAAUUAUUUAUUUCUUGAGAUUUGUUGUUAAUUAUAAUAAUCACAUUGGAGAAAUUAUUAAUAUUCAUCCUGAGUUGUUUAAGAACAUGGUGGAGUAUGCUUUCCAUUUCAUGGAAAGUGAGGAUGUUCAAACAUCAAUUGCCGCUCAUAAAUUGUUAUUCAUGAUCUUACUAUCUAUUUGUAAUUACGGAGCUAAUGAUAGAGAAAAAGUUUUCCGAGAAGCAAUGGAUCCUGAGGAUGAAAACUCAAUAUAUUUUGUACACCAUUGGUUCCUUGAAAUAAUGAGAAUAUCAAUAACAGGACAGGCAAGAUUCAUUUAUGACUAUUACUACAAGAUAAUCAGCAUUGGUAAUUUCCAAGCUGAAUUGAAGAAUUAUCAAGAUUUCUUUGUUAGAGUUUUGACUGAAAAACAUAUAAUACCUGAUUUUGAGGUUCCUGAAUUAGUUGAUAGGCUUCUUUCUAGUUCCAUUACACAGAGUACUGUCGCUGAUUUCAUCGUGCGCUUCUCAGGAUUGAACAGACAUGACCCUGAAUUUGAUAAAAAUAAUAUACAAUUAAUGAGUUCUCUAAAGGUUUCUGCUGAUUUUGUUCAGGAAAAAAAGAUUCCAAAAUAUACAAAUGAAAAUACAGAACAACAAGCAGAACCAGAACAGGACCAACAGCAAAACAAUGAAGCAAAUGAUGAUUCACAAUUUCCAUUUUUCCUUGAAUAA
Trichomonas vaginalis G3 is the source of this 3297-nucleotide messenger RNA. Its product is annotated as armadillo (ARM) repeat-containing protein family. The transcript has a single exon. Bases 1 to 3297 code for a protein of 1098 amino acids. The record is from RefSeq and is a predicted model, not a curated record. NCBI's taxonomy places the organism in Eukaryota, Parabasalia, Trichomonadida, Trichomonadidae.